UUUUUGGCAAAGUGCUUUGACAGUAGAUUUUUUCUUUGGUGAAGCAGUGAAUUUCACAAUUUUCUCAAUUUUCGCGUGGAAAAUCACUUUUCCAAUAUGUCUGUGAUGUGUAAGUGGUGUCUGGUGAAGGUGCCUCAGGAACAGCACCUGGCGCAUUGCCGAACAGACUGGCAUCACCUGAAUAUGAAGAGAAAACUUGCGGACAUGCCUCCGCUCAGCAACAAAGAAUUCCAGGCUUUCACGAAGAAAAUCCAGGAAGCUGAAAACUCCCAGAAAACCCGAGAUGUGCUCUAUUGCACGGCGUGCAAGAAGAAGUUCGCCUCCAAGAUUGCCUAUGAGAAUCACGUGCUGUCUAAUAAACACAUCAGGAACGUGUCAGAGUCUGAGGACGAUCACGAACCGGUGAUUGUGAAGAAACCCGUCGAAGGCGCUGUGAAGCCUGAAAGCGACAUUGACGAUGAUUGGGACGAUUUGAGCGAUGUGGAUGAACUGGAGGAUGUGGAUUCGACGAUGUGCGUCUUCUGCUCUCUCAUGCACGAGAACUUGUCGCACAACAUCAGACACAUGGCUGAAGUGCACUCUUUCUUCAUUCCGGACGUGGAGUUUUGUAGCGACAUUGGCGGACUUAUUGGCUACCUGAUCGUGAAGGCGCACAAGGACUUCCUCUGUCUGUGGUGCUCAGCGGCGGGCUUUGCGUCUGUGGACGCCGUGCAGAAGCACAUGCGAGACAAAGGACACUGCAUGAUGCGCUUCGACGGCGAUGUGGUGGAGGAGUACGAGAUGUUCUAUGACUACAGCUCGACGUAUCCCGAAGGAGAGGCUCCUGAGGCGACUCCAAUCGCUGGCGAUGAAUUCCAGCUGGUUCUGCCGUCUGGUAAUGUCAUUGGCAAUCGUUCUCUGGCGCGAUAUUACAAGCAGCGCUUCAACUCUUUGGCUCUGGCGCUGGUGCCGAAGAAGAGGCACUCCAGGAUGUAUCUCAGCAAGCUGGCGGCGCCUGUCCAGGCUCAGGGGCGACGCAAUGUGGCCAAGUGGAAUCGGCAGUACACAAAAUGGUACAUGCAGCUGGGAACAAAGGCCAAUAAUCUGCAGAAGCACUUCCGAGUGCAAGUCAAUUUCUAAUGGGACGCUUUAUCAUCUGGAAAAUGUGGCCUGCAAUGGAUUUUUCCCCCAAUAAACAAUAUUACCAACUCA
Messenger RNA from Phlebotomus argentipes, 1191 nucleotides. RefSeq names its product cytoplasmic 60S subunit biogenesis factor ZNF622. Gene Ontology annotation, biological process: ribosomal large subunit biogenesis. Gene Ontology annotation, cellular component: preribosome, large subunit precursor. The transcript is spliced from 3 exons. The record is from RefSeq and is a predicted model, not a curated record. Lineage: Eukaryota; Metazoa; Arthropoda; Insecta; Diptera; Psychodidae. The coding region runs from base 97 to 1119 and encodes 340 amino acids.